Pungitius pungitius (ninespine stickleback) is the source of this 2076-nucleotide messenger RNA. RefSeq names its product retinoblastoma binding protein 4, like (gene rbbp7). The transcript has 12 exons. Gene Ontology annotation, cellular component: NuRD complex; nucleus; ESC/E(Z) complex. Lineage: Eukaryota; Metazoa; Chordata; Actinopteri; Perciformes; Gasterosteidae. The record is from RefSeq and is a predicted model, not a curated record. Gene Ontology annotation, molecular function: nucleosome binding; histone binding. Gene Ontology annotation, biological process: chromatin remodeling; regulation of DNA-templated transcription. Bases 175 to 1458 code for a protein of 427 amino acids.
ACUGACGCAUGCGCAAUACGUGUUGAGCAAUUCGGCGCUGAAAAGGAAGGAGCCUACUUUUGUAGCGAUACAACCGGAGCCGCGCCAGCGAGGGGAUCCGCGGUAUUCAUUAAAAACGGCGUGUAACGAGUGACUCUGCUUUUGAGCAUCGCGACUAAGCGCAGAGAUUGGACCAUGGCUGACAAAGAGGUGUACGAUGAUGCGGUGGAAGAAAGGGUCAUCAAUGAGGAGUACAAGAUCUGGAAGAAAAACACACCGUUCCUGUACGAUCUGGUGAUGACUCAUGCGCUGGAGUGGCCUAGCCUUACGGUCCAGUGGCUUCCAGAUGUCAACAGGCCGGAGGGGAAGGACUAUGCCGUUCACAGGCUGGUUUUGGGGACCCAUACAUCAGAUGAGCAGAACCACCUUGUGAUCGCCAGCGUCCAAGUACCAAACGAUGACGCCCAGUUCGAUGCCUCGCACUACGACAGCGAGAAAGGAGCAGAGUUUGGUGGAUUUGGUUCCGUCAGUGGGAAAAUUGAGAUCGAGAUCAAGAUCAAUCACGAGGGAGAGGUCAACCGAGCUCGGUACAUGCCACAGAACCACUGCAUCAUCGCCACCAAGACACCCACCUCUGACGUGCUGGUCUUCGACUACACCAAGCACCCUUCAAAGCCAGACCCCAGUGGGGAGUGUAGUCCUGACUUACGACUGAAAGGCCACCAGAAAGAAGGCUACGGCCUCUCCUGGAAUCCCAACCUCAGCGGCAACCUCCUCAGCGCCUCCGACGACCACACCAUCUGUCUGUGGGACAUCGGGGCCGGCCCAAAGGAGGGGAAGAUUGUGGAUGCCAAGACCAUCUUCACCGGCCACACGGCGGUGGUGGAAGACGUCUCCUGGCAUCUGCUCCAUGAAUCGCUGUUCGGCUCAGUGGCCGACGACCAGAAACUGAUGAUAUGGGACACCCGGUCCAACACCACAUCCAAAGCCAGCCACGCAGUGGACGCCCACACCGCAGAGGUCAACUGUCUGAGCUUCAACCCGUACAGCGAGUUCAUUCUGGCCACCGGUUCUGCUGAUAAGACUGUCGCACUGUGGGAUCUCAGGAACCUCAAACUGAAGCUCCACUCCUUCGAGUCCCACAAGGAUGAAAUUUUCCAGGUCCAAUGGUCCCCUCACAACGAGACGAUCCUCGCCUCCAGCGGAACCGACCGGCGCCUCAACGUCUGGGAUCUCAGUAAAAUCGGGGAGGAGCAGUCGGCAGAAGAUGCUGAGGAUGGCCCGCCUGAGCUGCUGUUCAUUCACGGCGGCCACACGGCAAAGAUCUCCGACUUCUCCUGGAACCCCAACGAGCCCUGGGUCAUCUGCUCCGUGUCAGAGGACAACAUCAUGCAAGUCUGGCAGAUGGCCGAGAAUAUCUACAACGACGAGGAGCCAGACAACACCCCCGCAUCGGAGCUGGAGGCUCAGGGCUCAUAACCCGGCUCUGCAUCAACCCCCACCUCUCCACCCCCCGCUCCCCCACCCCUUCCCAGCCCGUUGGUCCCCUCCCUUGCUUAAGAGUGCAAAAAAGUAAAAAAAAAAAAAAAAAUCUGCCCUCCACACGGACGAACAUUGUUGAAGAGGUGGAGGCCGUGUGGACCCCUCGGAGUCCUUCUUACCCGCCCCCGCGGCCCAGGUACCAACGGCACUUAGAAGUAAGGAUGAGAGUUGAAAGGUCGUACCCGCUCAGGUAGGGGUCUCUUGGCGCGGGGUCGGGCCAGAUGGCCGUGGACUCGCCAUGCCACGCGCAUAAAGGGCUCAUGGGUGUCAUUUUAUAUUUUGACUUGUAAGUAUACGGAAAGCCACGAGCUAGUCGACUCAACCUCCACAAACCCAUCGCUAAAGUGCAAACGCCAACCAAGAUGGCGGCUGUCCGCCUCCUGAUCAUAAGGUACUUAAACUCCCCAGUUUCUGGUUGAGGGAAAGGCGUGGGUCUGAAUUAGUGCACUUGAGGGGGAAGAAACAAAUCCAAACGGGUUCCUCUUUCUGUUACGUAAUGUGAAAUUGUUUCCUGCACCACAAAUUGCAAUAAAACUUUUAUAACUUUUCAAAGAA